CAUGGCCCCCGCAGCGGCGUCGGGUGGCAGCACCCUGCCCAGAGGCUUCGCGGUCUUCGCCACUUUCCCGGACCUGCUCUUCAUCUUCGAGUUUGUCUUCGGGGGCCUGGUGUGGAUCCUGGUCGCCUCGUCCCUGGUGCCCAUCCCCCUGAUCCAGGGCUGGGUGAUGUUUGUGUCCGUGUUCUGCUUCCUGGCCACCACAACCUUGCUUGUCCUGUACAUAAUUGGUGCCCACGGCGGGGAGACUUCCUGGGUCACCCUGGAUGCAGCCUACCACUGUGUCGCUGCCCUGUUUUACCUCAGUGCCUCUGUCCUGGAAGCUCUGGCCACCAUCGGGAUGCAGGAGGGCUACACCUAUAAACAGUACCACGAGAACAUCUCUGCCGUGGUGUUUUCAUAUGUGGCCACUCUGCUGUACGUGGUCCAUGCAGUGUUUUCUUUAAUCAGAUGGAAGUCUUCAUAAAGCCGCAGAACUUUUGCUGAAAACUCAGACGGUGUUCACUGAUCAGCCCGCCUUCCAGUAUAACAUUUUAGAAUGCACAAAUACUCCCAAUGGUGGAAAAAAGAAAACAAACAAAAAGCAACGCUCUGUUUCUUGUGGGUGUUAUGUUUACUCUCCCAUAUACCUUCAUGUCAGGGUUGGGGGCUUGCUGCAUUUAACCUCCAACGACUGAGCUGUCUUUCUAGAGUCAUUUUUCUGUUUGUGAAAGAGGGCUGUCGGGGUGGGAAAUGGGGACUGUGACUGUGAAACCAAGAUCCCCUGCUGACCCCUGGACCAGAUCUUGAGAACUGUCUGUUGGAAUUUUCCACAAGCUCUCUUGAGUACCCAUCCUGGGGCUCAUUUCCAAGUCUUCAUGGAUAGUCUACCUGUCCUGGGGAGUAAAGCUCACCCAACAAGUAUCUGCAGAUGUCCACAGUGGAAGAUGAUAAACCUUUGAAAUACUUAAAAGU
Messenger RNA from Odobenus rosmarus divergens (Pacific walrus), 951 nucleotides. RefSeq names its product mal, T-cell differentiation protein (gene MAL). NCBI's taxonomy places the organism in Eukaryota, Metazoa, Chordata, Mammalia, Carnivora, Odobenidae. Gene Ontology annotation, molecular function: structural constituent of myelin sheath. The transcript is spliced from 4 exons. Gene Ontology annotation, biological process: myelination. Gene Ontology annotation, cellular component: membrane. The record is from RefSeq and is a predicted model, not a curated record. The coding region runs from base 2 to 463 and encodes 153 amino acids.